Molecule: messenger RNA, 1583 nt
Organism: Saccoglossus kowalevskii
Lineage: Eukaryota; Metazoa; Hemichordata; Enteropneusta; Harrimaniidae
Biological process (GO): Rho protein signal transduction
Cellular component (GO): plasma membrane; cell surface
Molecular function (GO): nerve growth factor binding; death receptor activity; coreceptor activity
Source: RefSeq, a predicted model, not a curated record
CUAAGACUAACAACUCCAAACGAGUCCUUGUAAGACAUGGCUGCUAGCCAACAUUUGGAUUUGAGCGCACUUUCCAAGAUAUUAUAUAUUAUAUUGAUCGCACAUGGAGAAACACUGACUUGUGACCAUGGUCACAGUCUUAAAUAUCUCUCUCACGAUCCAUAUGGUAACCAGAUGUGCCAGAAGUGCAGUAAGUGUCCACCGGGGUCGGGGGUCAGUGUCGAGUGUCAGGGGUCACAUGACACCGUAUGUGAACGUUGCCCAGAAGGCACCUAUUCCGGUACGUGGAGCGCUACAAGGAUAUGCUUACCUUGUACGAUGUGUAGCCCACACCAACGGACCAUUAGAGAAUGCACCAGUACAAGGAAUGCAAAAUGUGUCAAGAAUUGUGACGUAGGUUUUUAUCUUAACACAUUAAGUGACGACUGUGAAAUGUGUUCGUGGUGUUUUCCUGAUCGCCCUGAAUUGUUCACGCCUAGAUUAGACGAUUGCAUGAGAUCGGAGAUACCGGAGGAUUACCAAUGUAUGCGAAAUGUGUAUGAACAUCGUCCGUUUGUGAUGUCUUCGAGGAAUGAAAGCACGCUGCCUGUCACCAAUCAAGAGAAUUCGGGAGAUGGUGAAUUAACAGGUGCUGUGGACGACAGGAAAAAAUAUUUUUUAAAACAGAAAUUUCCGCUUCGCAGUACUAUAUUUAUGACUAGCACAGAGGUUGAACAAAGUGACCGCGAUCCCAUUGAAAGUAAUAAUGGAUCACAUAUUGGAACGCCGACUCAAAUUAAUGCCAUCAUGAUGCAAACCGGAAACUUGGAGAGUGGAGUCCACAUCACAUCGGCUCAAACUACUAUAACUGUUGUAGUGGUUGUGGUAAUUGCAAUUAGUACUGUUGUCGUUGCAAUACUAGUAAUUUCUUAUAGUCGGCAUACGAAACAAUCCAAUGAGAAAGAAACACUUUUGGGAUAUAAUUUAGCCGAGCGUGGUGAUGUGAGGUCGUCACACGAAUGUGGCAUGGACGCACACCCCGAGAGCUUGGACCACGAUGACCAAAGAAAAAGCAACAACGAGGACAAAUGUGUUUCUGCCGAGAAAAAUGAAAAGCACUACGUGCUGGGAAAACAUGAUGACAUCCAACGCCUCCAAGGUAGUGGGCAUUCGUAUGGUGGGUUAGAUGAUACGAUAAUCGUAGACUGUGAAUUAAAUGCGAUUCUUGAUGAAAACCAACGUGUACGUGCUGCAGAUUUGAUUGAGAGGAAGUCUCCUAUCGAAAGGGUAGUACAAAUCAACCAACUGUCUGGGGGUUCACGUAGAGAUAGUCGAUCACGUGAUGGUAGAUAUGAACAAGAUAUUGAUGACCAAAUGUGCAGUUUAGAUGAACAUAUUAUGUUAUCUGAAGAGUUGGUAUUUUCUGAUAGCGGAACCAGAGUCUAAAAUUCAAUCAUGUGUUACACAUAAGGCUAUAAUAUUAUUCCCCCACACAAAUAAACAAGAAUAUGAAUCUCACGCGCAACGUAAUCCGUGAAGUGCCUAUGCUAAAUAUUGCACUUCUAUUUCUAUGUUGAUGAACGGCAACCCAAACUGAUGUAUUG